Molecule: messenger RNA, 594 nt
Organism: Symbiodinium sp. CCMP2456
Lineage: Eukaryota; Dinophyceae; Suessiales; Symbiodiniaceae
Source: the annotation of a GenBank genome assembly
AUGCGGAUUGCAUCUUGGCGACCGCAGCUGCAUGGCUCAAAUUCGGUUCGUUUCCUCCCACCCUGGUGGGUUUUCGCAGAAGGCCUGCCGAGCUUAUCUCGACCAAUGAAGAGGCGGAAGAAAGUGCAGCUUGUAGCCUUGUGUGGCAUCCUGAUCUCAGCGUAUGCGUUCUAUGUGGAGAACAAGAUGGACGACCCGUUUUACCAGCCAUCCUGCAGUAGUUCAUGGACGGGUGGCAACUGCGUUACAGUGUUCAAAAGUCCGUACGGCCACAUUCUCAGUCACUGGGGCCUCGUGGAGAAGGGCUCCGUCUUCGACUUGUCCCUUGCAGUUUCAGGACUCCUGCUCUAUUCGUGCUACUUCCUGGCCAUCUCGGUAAAAGUCCCGUUUCCCUUGAGAGAGGAGGCAUUCCUGGCAGUAGCAACUGCAGGUGGCUUUUUCUCCAUCUACCUUCUCUACGUGAUCAAGGUCAUUUUGCAGGAGUUCUGCAUCGUGUGCUUCAGCUUCCACUGCUGCAACUUCGGGAUGCUGGCCCUGGCGAUUCUGGAGUAUAGAGCGCCCGAAGUCGGCAAAACUGCCGUCAAGAAGGAGUAG